Molecule: messenger RNA, 2999 nt
Organism: Sceloporus undulatus (fence lizard)
Lineage: Eukaryota; Metazoa; Chordata; Lepidosauria; Squamata; Phrynosomatidae
Gene: SLC26A9
Product: solute carrier family 26 member 9
Exons: 20
Coding region: 16-2439 (807 amino acids)
Biological process (GO): transmembrane transport
Cellular component (GO): membrane
Molecular function (GO): sulfate transmembrane transporter activity; oxalate transmembrane transporter activity; chloride transmembrane transporter activity
Source: RefSeq, a predicted model, not a curated record
UUUAGUGAAGCAAAGAUGACUGAAGCUCGGCCACGUUAUGUCAUCAACCGCCCGGCUUAUUCUAGUGAAUUAUUUGAUGAAGCGUUUGAGAGGAAAAGUAGAAGUUACCCUCUUGGAGAGAAAAUAAAGAAUCUUUUCAGAUGUUCACCAUCCAGACUCAAACUCAUCCUAUAUAGCCUGUUUCCUAUACUUGUAUGGCUUCCAAAAUACAAAAUCAAAGAUUACAUUGUUCCUGAUGUCCUUGGUGGAAUCAGUGCUGGGACUAUUCAAGUGCCUCAAGGCAUGGCCUUUGCUCUAUUGGCCAAUCUUCCUCCAGUCAAUGGACUCUAUUCUUCCUUCUUCCCUCUGAUAACCUAUUUUGUGCUUGGAGGUGUUCAUCAGAUGGUCCCAGGCACUUUUGCAGUCAUCAGUAUUAUUGUGGGGAACGUUUGCCAUGAGCUGGCUCCUGACUCUGAAUUCCAAUACUUUAACCAUACAACCAAUGAGUCCAUGGUGAACAACACAGCCAUGGAAGCAGCCAGACUGGAGAUCUCUGCUACCCUGGCUUGCCUGACAGCUAUAAUACAGAUAUGCUUGGGAUUUGUGCAGUUUGGCUUUGUUGCUAUCUACCUUUCUGAGUCCUUCAUCAGGGGUUUUAUGACAGCAGCUGGCCUACAGAUCCUCAUUUCAGUGCUCAAGUAUGUCUUUGGCCUGACGAUUGCAUCCUACACAGGACCCCUUGCCAUUGUCUAUACUUUUAUUGACAUUUGUAAAAACUUGCCAAAGACCAAUGUGGCCUCCCUCGUGUUUGCCUUGGUCAGCUCUGUACUCCUGAUUGUUGUGAAAGAGUUGAACAUGAAAUACAUGAAGAAAAUCAGAGUCCCCAUUCCGAUGGAGAUCAUUAUAGUCGUCAUAGCUACCGCAGUUUCUGGAAGCUUUAAUAUGCCAGAUAAAUACAAUAUGCCAAUUGUUGGAAAUAUUAAUAUGGGCUUUCCAUCAGCCACUCUUCCUGAGGUGGGCAAGUGGAAAGACAUGAUUGGCACAGCUUUUUCACUUGCCAUUGUGGGAUAUGUGAUCAAUCUGGCCAUGGGUAGAACUCUUGGAAACAAGCAUGGAUAUGAUGUAGAUCCAAAUCAGGAAAUGCUAGCCCUGGGUUGCAGCAACUUUUUUGGAUCCUUUUUCAAAAUCCACGUGAUAUGCUGUGCUCUUUCAGUGACAUUAGCUGUGGAUGGAGCUGGAGGAAAAUCACAGGUUUCAAGUUUUUGUGUGGCGCUGGUAGUGAUGAUAACCAUGUUAUCUUUGGGGAUCUACCUCAACCCUCUUCCUAAGGCUGUGCUGGGAGCAUUAAUAGCUGUGAAUCUGAAGAAUUCUCUCAAGCAACUGACUGAUCCUUAUUACCUUUGGAAAAAAAGCAAGUUGGACUGUAUGGUCUGGGUGGUGAGCUUCCUAUCUUCUUUCUUCCUGGGCUUGCCGUUUGGACUCGCUGUGGGAGUGGGGUUUUCCAUCCUGGUUGUGGUUUUCCAUACUCAGUUCCGCAAUGGUUGUGUUAUUGGCCCUGUAGCUGCCUCUGAUAUAUACAAGAACCCCAAGGUCUACAACAAGGUCCAAGAAAUAGAAGGAGUUAAAAUUGUCACCUACUGUUCUCCAUUAUACUUUGCUAAUUCAGAGAUAUUCAGGGAGAAAGUUAUUGCCAAGACUGGCGCUGAUCCCAUAAAAGUCUACCUGGCAAGGAAAAAGUAUGUGAAGAAUCAAGAAAAGAUGAUGACAUCAGCACAGAAAGUGAGCAAACUAAAUUCCCUCUUCAGAAAGAACAAGACUAUGUCUCUGCAAGAGCUCCAGAAGGAUUUUGAGAGCAACUCUCCAACAGACACAAACAACAACCAGACAGCUGCUAAUGGCAAUAGCAUCUCAUACAUUGCUUUCAACUCAUCUGUGAAUGCUGCAAGACAGCUUAAUGCUGCUAGUGAACAAGGAAGCACUGCUAGUCACAGAAGCAGUACUUUCAGUGUUAUCCCAGCUUCAAACGCUGAUCCUAUACUUACAGCACCCCCAUUUGUCAACUUCCACACAAUCAUCUUAGAUAUGAGUGGAGUCUGCUUUGUGGAUCUGAUGGGCACAAAAGCUUUAGGAAAGCUGUGCAGCAACUAUCAAAGGAUUGGGAUUAAAGUCUUCCUGGCAAAUAUACCUGCCCAAGUGUAUGAUGAUAUUCGCACAGGGGGAGUAUUUGAAGAAGGAGGCCUUGAGCCCAGUCACCUCUUUGUGACCAUCCAUGAUGCUGUUUUGUUUGCAACGAUGAAUGGCAAUAGAGCUGUGCAUCGCUCUGCCUUGGACCAGCGAUCGCAUCAGACAGAAGUUUCUGUCUCUGAUGGAUCUCUGGAAGAUAGCAGUGCUGAAUUCCAAAACUUGGAAGAGGAAAUGUUUGGAAGCAUUUUUCAUUCAGAUGCACAAACAGCACUGUGAAAUCAUGAAGAAUGCUUGUGUGAUGACAAAAAAAAUCUUGAUGGCAUUCAUUUGUAAAGAAAGGUUUCUAUGUCUGAAGAAACAAACAGUCAAGGACAAUUGCCCUUAUGCAUUUUGGGCUCUAGACUAUGGGUACCUUGGCAGCAUGGAGCCCUUUCUUAUGUGACAUUCUAUUCUUCAAAAUCAGAGGAACUAACUCUUGGAGCAGUUGGCAUGGACAUCAGAAGGAACUCAGGGAUUACCCUUCAUCCAUCCAGAAUCAGCAGAGUUGCGGACAAUCACUACUUCUCUCUACUUCCAUUUUCCUUCAUCCCAUGCUUCAAGCAAUGCUGAUAUACCCACAAGAAUGUAUGAAAUACAUAUGCAUACUUAGGAAAUCUCAAGCAUCAGACAAGUGCUUAUAAGAGGGGCAGGAAAGAGAGACAAUGUUGUGAGUGUUUGAUCACCAGAUAGAACGAUCAUGAGAUGUGGCAAUUUGGGUAUGAAAGAGGCAGUUGUUUCUAAAGUGUGCACUGAACUUUUAUAAACUUCACACAAAAAGUAAACAGGGCCCUGAUGAU